UCAUUUCUUUAAGUACGCUUACAUACGCUGACGAGUCUCGUGACUGAUUCAUUGAUAAAUACACUCGUGAUUUGGUAGCUUCAUGUGACUGUUCUGUUCCUGACUCUCUUUCGCCUUCUGGUCUCGACUUGGCAUCAUCCUAAUAUUCCUGUUGAACAAAGUACUGUACCGAUUUUUAACAAUUAUCAUUAUUAUUAUGACUUAUCAUCCUCACUGUGAGAAUAGACAGGGUGACGUGGUGGUGAAAGUGGAAUUUUGUACAGGGAGAACUAUUAUUUCUUAAUUUAAUGGACGACGAGACAAAAUGAAGGAACAGUAGUGCGAGGAAAAUGUUAUGAGACGGGACAAGUACAAAAAAGUUUCUGUUUUUACUUGAAUUCUGUGUGACGUUAUUUUUUAAGUUGAGAAAUUUGUAAGGGGAAAGCGUAGCAUUAUUGUAUAUUAUGGAGCCGUCUACUCCCAAAAAUUUGAGCAAGUUCCUAGGACAGAUCGUUAAAGCGCUAUCUUUCAGUAAUGAAACGGAUAAGACUGAUUCUGAAACUAUUCAACCUGAUAUUGUACAACAAGCAGAAGAAGCUUUAGAGCACCAAUUUCCAGGUACAGCCUCGGCGCAAACAGGGUCGACGACUCCCACGCGUCUACUCGUCUUUCGCAGUGAGGAUGCGGAAGUACGGAAAAUCCUCUUUGAUUCCAUGUAUGUAACGGAUGAAGGGCAGUAUAUGACGAGUCGGCAAAAAGAUGCAAAAUUCCUGAAAGACAUUGUCGUAAAAUUUGCGUUUGGCGAGGUUCCAUUAAAAAACCCGGAAACGAUUCGUUUCGCAAGACUGGAUGAGAAUCAAUACGUUUUUGCUAUAGUCUUCAAUUUGGCUACGGCCUCAGCUUCCACAAAUCCCUCCCCUCGGAAACCACCCCCCUUCCAGCACGAUUCCUCUACCGAGUCAUCCUCCUCAUCCUCGGGGUACAGUUCCCUCCCCAUUUUGGACGACCAAUCGUCAGGUGAUUAUAGUGGACCUUCUUCGUCUUUAAAUCCGUCCCACUCCCUCCCAGCAACGCCAUGCCAUUUCCAAGCUCAUCGUCAAACAACUCACAAGGCAGGGAGUGGAUACCGGUGUCGAAAUUCUGGCAAAAUGACACGAAUUUCGACACUGGGUGCCGUACUAAUGUUUUCGACACAAAUUUCACCUUCACUCCUGGAACCCCUACUACUCCCAAUGCAAGCCUACAUCAUACAAAUGUACCAUCUAAGGACAAAGUUUCCAACAAUGCUCAAAUCGUAUUACAAUUGUUUAAGUGUAGAUAUACAGAACCAUUCUAGCCUAGUGAAACAAGAGCUACCAAAUGUUCUUGAUAUUCUUCCAUUAUUUAAUUUAAAGAUUUUUGCAGAAUUUAUUUCUCUUUUGGUCACAAAUCCGUGGUCAAAGAUUAAUGUUAUUUGUCCUACAAAAGUUGUGAAUUCUGCCCUAGCCAUUUUUAAGAUUUGUUAUAUGAUUAAGAAUUUUAAACGGAGAUUUCCACCUCCUCCUACUUCUUCACCACAACGAAGAACAUCGUCGCAGCAAUAUAAUAGUACUUCUGCGUCCUCCUGUAAUAACCCCGAAAACAGCAGUUCGGACUCGGGCUAUUUUAGUUGUAGUACUUUACAUUCUACGACUGUAAAGUCGACAAGUGUCUGUGAUGAAGAAGAAGAAGACGAAGAGUUGAUCUGUGAUAGUAGAAGUAAUAAAAGUAGUACUAAUAGUUUUGUCGAACAAGAAGAACCAAACCGCAACAAAUUUUAUCUCGGAGACGAAGAAGACGAUGAACAAACAGAAUCUAAAUUUGCUCUUUCAGAACCUAUGAAGGAGAAACUAUUUCCUAAUGCGCCCCUUCCAAAACCUGUAAUCAAAGUACAACAAGUUCCUCUCCAACUAUCAUCUCCUACAGAAGUUAUGGGGAGGACGGACCAAUAUUCAAAGGACAUUUACUAUCUCAAUAACUCUACAAGAUUUAGCCCUUUCCAAACAUACCAACUAUUUCAUGCCGCACCAAACUAUGACUACAUUCACACUGUCACGAACGAAAUACUGGAAAUCAACUUGAACAAGUUGAUGCUUCGUUCGAUAAAUCUCAAAGCUACGCCACCAGAACCAUCAAAGAAGGCGAUUCGUGAAUUAGUAUCUAAAACCCGUUCAUUGUGCAAACUGAUAACGGAUAGCGAAAAAUCUUUGUUCUUUUUUCUUGUAAAUCUCGUUGAAAUUAUCAAAUAAAUUCAAAAAACUUUUUAUUAUUGAAUGUA
Messenger RNA from Folsomia candida, 2275 nucleotides. RefSeq lists its product as uncharacterized. NCBI's taxonomy places the organism in Eukaryota, Metazoa, Arthropoda, Collembola, Entomobryomorpha, Isotomidae. The coding region runs from base 444 to 2246 and encodes 600 amino acids. The transcript has 5 exons. The record is from RefSeq and is a predicted model, not a curated record.